This is a messenger RNA of Balaenoptera musculus (blue whale), 7898 nucleotides long. RefSeq names its product mitochondrial translational release factor 1 like (gene MTRF1L). Gene Ontology annotation, molecular function: translation release factor activity. Gene Ontology annotation, biological process: translational termination. The record is from RefSeq and is a predicted model, not a curated record. The transcript is spliced from 7 exons. NCBI's taxonomy places the organism in Eukaryota, Metazoa, Chordata, Mammalia, Artiodactyla, Balaenopteridae. The coding region runs from base 6615 to 7757 and encodes 380 amino acids.
UCAAGAAUUGCUUUUUUAAGUGAAUUUGAUUUUCUAACUUACACAGAAUUCAGGAGAUAUGAUUAAAAGGGCUAUUAUCUAUUCCCUAUGCAAAUAUUUUAACUGUUGCAGUGUUUGACAAAAUGGGAUUUAAAAAAAAAAGUUUGCAGAGUAGAAAACAAAACGUUCUGUUUACACUGGCGUUGCUGACUAUCCUACUAUAUUCAGCACUUUUAAAUACAUUAUUUAUGAAAAUGUAAUUAAAAUACAAGAUAGAAAAUAUUUAUAAUGAUCAUUUCUUUUAACAAAUGUGUGUUUCUGUCUGAAAGUGUUAGUGUGUUAAGACAUGCUUUAUCCGUGUCAAUUAGAUAUUUACUAUUUGAACAAUAGUUUUCAGUAAAAUGGUGAAAAAAUAUAGCUAUGAAGAUGUUUACAAAAAGUCAUAUUUUUUUCCUAACGAGUGAAGAAAAAGCUAAAAGAAUCAUCACUUCUAUUGUGAAGUUUAUUGUUCCUAAAUUAUCUAAUUUUUUUCUUGAUUAGAAUUGAGUUUGUUAUGCUACUAUGCUGUAUACACAUAUAUGUUGUAAUAUCGUACUCGUUGCUGUGUUUGAGGCACAUGACUAGAAAAUAUGUAAUAUACUAUGAUACACUGCAUGCAUCAAUCUUUUUAAAUGUAGACUUUAUAUUCUUGUUGUUACUAUAUAUGAUGGUGACUUGCUAGUCAUAAGUUAUCUUUAUAAGAUACUUUGGACUAUUAGAUGAAUUGUCUGUUUGACAAUACCUUUAAUAUUUUACCAAAUGUAAAAGAUAAGGGCCCUUAUAAAGAGUCCUAAUCUCUAACUCUGGUCAUUUGUAGAAUACAGAUUUUGAAGCUAGUAUGUCCUUUUGAAAUCUGAUUAGGAAGUUGUGUUGAGAAUGACUCUAGAGUAGAUUUACACAUCAGAUGUUGGUAACCAUGCUAUGUGAGAUUUCCGUGCUAAAUUCCUAUUUUCAGGGGAGGGCAGUGUUUCUCUUUUAAUUUCGAAAUGUUUAAAGUUUCCAUGUAAGAGUAUGUCUGUGUAUUUGCAACUCUACCAGUUUUGAAAGUAUGGUAUAAUUCCUUCAGUUUUAAUUACAGAGCUAUAAUAAACAAAAAAAGCCCUCAACUGGUGUCUACGCUACCAUUCCAAGAGCACAAUAUUUGUUUUGGUAGAGUUUGAUUUUUCCUAGUGAGUAAAUUCCUCCCUGGGGAAAAAUUAGCACUUUAGAAGGUACACUUUAUAUUUUACAUUGCCAAGAUAUCUUUGUAUACUGUUAGAAUCUGCUAAUGCACACAGAAAGAGGUUAAUGCUCUUUAAAUAAUGCCUAACUUCAGAUGUGUCUAUAAUGGAAAGACAAGUAGAGGAUAUAGAUUAUAUAUGAAUAUGUAUACAUAUAUUUAUAUAAAUUGGAGAGAUUUCUUCAGAGAUGGAUCUUGAACAUAGAUCACACUAAUAAUGAAUGCAUGAUGCUUCUUUACUCUGGAUAACUAUUAUUAUGUUACCUAAAGGUAAUACAGAUGUCCCGACAGUGUUAUAGGGCAGCUCUAAGCACAGCAGGUGCACUGGCAAGAGAACAAUAGCAAAACACAAUUUUGAUAUCAACACUAUGAAGUGCAAAAAUCAAGACCAUAAUGUGGUCAUUUUUUUUUUAAUUUUAAAAUAUGUACAUAGGAUGACCAGUUCUGAUAUUUGGUCAUGGUGCAUGGGGUGUUUAUUCGUAUCCUUUAAUGCUGCCUAGAUUCUUACUUGUGGAAUGAAAUGUGUACCAUAUAUUUACCUGAUAGCUCAGUUUUGCAAAAAGACUAUAGAAAUAGGUAAAUAGUAUUUAUUUAUUAGGGGCAAAAAAAUACACUUUCACCCCAUUAAGCUGAUUUAAAAUAAUACCUGAUUCUUAUUUUUUGAAUUUAUCCAUUUUUUUCUAUACACUUUUAACUUACAUUGAAAAAAAUGUCAUAUUGUAAUUGUAACAAACUACAUUUGCCAAAAAAAUGCAAUAUACCAGAUGUGUUGAGGAAGAAAUAUACAAGGAAGAAAUUUUAACUACAAUCAGAAAAUAGGAAAAUAAGCCACCUAAAAUUUCUUAGAUCCAAAAUGUCUAUAGAUAGAACCCUGUCAAACUUGAGUUUUGAAAACUUUGCAUUAGAUACAUUGGCAAAUUAUUUUGAAAAGUGGUAAAGAUAUUUCCAGAAUUUUUUUGGCCCGUGUAUUUAUGUUGACAGUUUAUGACCUUAAUUUUCAUAGUUUUCAGACACUUAUAUUUGCAUGCUCUUUUCAGUUUUUUAAAAAUUUCUGACCAAUAUAAAAUGUUUGUUCUCCUGAGAAAACAAUACUCAAUCUGCAAAAAGUUUAGUUACUCCUUACUUGCUGCAACUUCAGAUAUUUACCAAUGAAACUGAUACCAAAAACUUGCUUCAGAUCUUCCCUGCAGCACUCUUAGUAGUAUCCUUGCAACACACAACAGUGCACAGAGCGAUGUUGUGUUUCCAGAUACCAGGCUUUAAUUAUAAAUUUGGUUUCAAGUUAUGUUUCUGUCUCAUGUGACUUUGGGCAAAUCACUUAUCCUCUCUGAGCCAGUUUCUUUAUCUUCAAAUGAGGAAUAUAAUAAUUUACAGGAUGGCCAUGGGAAUGAAAUAAACAUGGAAAGAGUAAAGUGUUACAUAUAAUAUUAUUAUUUUAUCAAAGUUCUCCAGCUCAAUAAUAAUUCCCAUUUUCAAGAAUGUACGUAUUAAAUGCCAUUUUAAUGCACUUUCCCCCGAUUUUUUUCAAACUGUACUUUAAAAAUCAGAUUUAAUUAUUCAUUAAAAAAUACAACCAAGCUUAUUUUAAGACAGAGGAAUAUAUGAAUAUGUUAUUGCUUUGUUCAAUAAUGUGAUUCAAAAUCACUGUUCUCAGCUCACCAACAUCACACUGAAGCUACAAACAAGAAAUAUGUUUCUUUCAAUGGCACACACACACAAAGAUAUAUAUAGAUGUGCAUAUGCAUAUGUGUGUGUGUAUAAUAUUGUAGGUUUAAAUCAAAGUUUAAAUAAGAGAAAUCAUUUGAAAAUUUUAUUUCCACAGGAAAUAAAACAUUCCCAAGGAUAGGAAGAAUAUAAAUAUCAGUUAAUUUGCCAAAUAAAUAUGUGGUGGUUAGAGGUAAAACUAAAUUAAAAGAGAUUGGCCUGUAGAAAACAUUGAUACUGGCACAGAAUAGAAAGCAUUCUUUUUACUAUUAAGGUAGUAUGAUUUUUUAAAUAAUUUUAUCAUGAAAAUAUGAAAAUAAAAGAAUAAAAGGCAGUUGUAUGUCCAUAAACUUUUUCAUUAAACCUUUUAUUUUAGAAUAGUUUUAGAUUUACAGAAAAAUUGCAAGGACAGUAUAGAUAGAACCCAUAUAUGACACACCCAUGAAACAUUUGUCACAAUUAAUGAAACAAUAUCAAUGCUUUAUGCAGUCUACACUUUUUAGAUUCCCUUAGCUUUUAACUAAUGUCUUUUUUCUGUUCCAGGAUUCAAGAUACCACAUUACAUUUAGUCAUCAUGUAUCCUCUUAGCUGUGACAUUUUCUCAGACUUUUCUUGUUUUUGAUAACCUUGGUAGUAUUGAGGAGUACAGGUCUAGUAUUUUGUAAGACGGCCCUCAACUGGAAUUUGUCUGAUCUUUUUCCCACGAUUAGACAGGUGUUACCACUUUUUGGAAGAAAGACGGCAGAAGUGCCAUUCAUAUCACACCAUAUCAAAGGUACAUACCAUCAUUACGACUUAUUAUUGUUGAUGUUGAACUUCAUCACCUGGCUGAGGUAGUGUCUGUUAGGUUUUUCCACUGUAAAGUGAUACAUUUUUUAAGAGGGUAUAUUGGACGUAAAUCUACUGGACAUUCACACUGAGAUAAAAAUAUUCUGAGCAGAUUCCUCAGCAUUGCUACUAGGUUCCAUUAAAUGACUGCUAACCAAUACUAUGAAGCAAAUAAAAUGAACUGGAAAUUGAUAAGGGAAAGUAAAACUCCAAAAUAGUGUUAGCUUCAAUAUUCACUUAAAGGAGGUGAAAGUUAACUUUUUCCCUUGAACUACCUGUAUAAUUACCUUAAUCCUCUGCAUCCCUUGGAUAGUGAAGAUUUUAGUUUUACUGUCAUAAAAGGUAAUCUAAAUUGAUGAUCAUUUUGCUGAGUACUUUUCUAUAUUGCCUUCCACUGAACAAUGAACACUGAAUACUGGAAUAAUGCUUGAUUUUUUUCCCCUUGCUUUAAACUAUUUGUCAUAAAUACAGUGUAUCUUGUAUAUGAUUUUAGGAUGUUUGCUAAAUAUUAAAAAGUAUAUCAAUGUGUUUGGUUCUGUAAAAUUUAUAUUGAACGUGUGUAAUUUUUUCUACCAUGUUCAUUGUACUUAAUAAUCUAUAUCCAUAUCUUGGACUUCACCAAUAUUUAUUAGUGGACCAUAAAGAAAUUCUGAAUGCAUGAAUAUAACUUGAGACGCCAUGUUUGGUUAUUUUGCAAUGCCAGAAUAACUGUAGGUACUUAUAAAUUGAAUAGAUAAUCCAGAUUAUUUUUCCACCAACUUAAGUUGUUUUGGGUUUUUAUGCCCCCUUCCUUGAAUCUAUUUUAUUAUUUUACCUAUGUACAAUAACAGACUUCCUGAAAAUGCUAGAAUUUUCAACAUGUAAUAGAAUUUGAGCAUGACCAUAAUGGAAAAAAAUUCAGAAAUCUUGAACAGUGUAUAUUUCUUUGAGUUUUCAAAGUAAAACUAAAGCUGUUUUCAUUUGACUAUAUUGUGGAAACCUAUGGAUAUUAUUGUAAAAUGCACAUGCAUUACACUGACUUUUUUAAAAUGUUUUGAAUAAAGAAUUCACCAAUGUAUCCUUAGAAAAGUUACUGUUUCCUCAUUGGUGUAACACUAUAGGAGUAAAGGUGCACUUAAUUAUGUUGCUUAAAUUGCUUACACAUCUGAGGGAAAAUAAUUUCUGGCAGGUUUCUUUACAUUGUUCUAUAAGGUUAUCACUUAUUACAUUUUUGCACUUUUUAUAAAUAAUAAAGUAUAUUCUUGAAAUAACUCGUUUUGAGAAUUCAGCUGAGAGAUUUAUGUUGAGUUCAAGUAGCUCCCACAAUUUCUAUGCUUAAACUAAUAUUCAAAGUUGAGUUUAGACAUGGAAAAUAACUAUUCCUAAAAGAGAUACAGACAACCCAAUCAGUCCUGUUCUAUACUCGGAUUAGAAUUUUUUAAGUUGGGUUUGGAUCACUAUUUUAAAGCAAAACAAUUUUAUAAAGUAGUGUGGCUUUAAUACACAUUCAAAGUGAAAGAAGAUUUGAGUUAGUUGAAGCUUCUAAGUAGCAAAACCUAUUUUUGUUCUAUAUUAUUUGGAGAGUCAGCUCACUCUACUUCACUUUGCAUUUGUAUGCAGAGAGCAAAGAAACGAACAGAGGCAAUACAAGCUCAUUUUAUAAGAAUUUUAUACUUAACCUCAACAAUCCUGAUUAGAUGACUUAAGGAUGACUUAACCUUGUCAAGGGCUCCCGUACUUUACCAUUUUUUUAAAAAAAUAAAUCGGAAGAUUUUGAGUAUGUUAGGUCUCUGUACAGUUACACCACCACUUAGUAAAUCCUGCGCAAACCAGUUAGGUAGUGGGAGUUCCCAAAUUGAACGUUCAGCCCUUGCAUCCUCGGGCCUGUCUAGAUUGUAUUAUUCCCUCAUAUACUUUCCUCUGGUGGGCUAUGGAAAGGUCUUUUGAAAAAUGCAAAAGCAUUAUACGAGUAAACGUCAGUAUUCCUGGCACUAAUCCACUCUCAAGUUUGGGGGUGGAGGUUGGUGGCUUUGGGGGGUGGGGCUACCGGAGGCGGGGCUCUGAAGGCUUUGCUGGGCUGUGAUUAGUUGCAACACGCAACGGCUCAACCACCUUAAAAAGUAGCUCAGUAACAAGGAGUAAGUGAGAAUGGGCAUGAGACUCGGUGUGGAAGGAAGCCGUUUAAAAGCAGGUAAAUUAAGUGGCAGAUAAAGGGCAGGAAAGCGGACUGCUAAAUCACUCCGUGGUCGCCUUCGAGUCCACUUGUCACGUCUUUGUUAAUACGAACCUUAACCACCGUCGAAAAGAGAAAUAUGAGCAGGAAAAUUGGAAGAGUAAACACACGUACACAGUGAUAACCAUCCUACAAUUCGCUCUUGGAGACGACAGUCCAGGCUAGCACGAGAGAGGACAUCCGUGCUGUGACCUCAGCCCCUGUAGCGGACACUACACUGCCCUCCAUUGCUGUACUUCAAAUUCUCACUGAGGGCCUGGGAGACAAAUCUUCGACGUCAGAAAACGUCAUGACAACCUAUUGCUUUCUCCUUCCGGUCUAACACUCCGCCCCCGCUCGUUCAAGGAGGUGUGUCUGACCUAGCCUUUAGAGGAGGUGCCCGAGGCCUCUCGGACCCGCCCCUAUCGCUUUCGGCUCUGCCCCUCAACUUCCGGCCUCCACGCAUAAUACGGCAUUUAAAAAUACUUGGCCGGAAGUUCCCAACCAGGCUUCCGGGAGGCCCUUUUAAACCGGCGCGUGCGCUGGGCGGGGCUUGGCUAGGUCUCGCCCCUAUUGCCAAGCUGCGCGGUGUCGCGAGAUUUGCUCUGUCCGGAACUUCCGGCUCUUGUCCGCUUCGGACAUCCGGCUGUAGCUAUGCGGUCCAGGUUUCUUCGGAGUGCGUUUCGGGGCUUUUGGGCUCGGCAGGCUGCUGGCCCGGCCCGCCGACACGUAAGCUGCGGUAGCCUUCCACUGGAGGAGCUAUUCGCCCGCGGCGGACCCCUACGGACCUUCCUCGAGCGCCAGGUACGGUCUGAAGUCCAGUUGCCGGUCAGGCGGCCUGAGCUGGUGGCGGUGGCCAAGCUUCUGAACGAAAAGGAGCAGGAGCUGCAGGAGACUGGGCACCUGCUACAUGAUGAAAAUGAAGACUUAAGGAAACUUGCAGAGAGUGAAAUAACUUCAUGUCAAAAAGAAAUAGCUCAACUGAAGCAUCAGAUUAUCUUACUUUUGGUUCCCUCGGAAGAAGCGGAUGAAGAUGAUUUGCUCCUGGAGGUAACUGCCGGAGUUGGGGGUCAGGAGGCGACGUUGUUCACUGCAGAGAUGUUUGAUAUGUAUCAGAAGUAUGCUGCAUUUAGAAGAUGGCAUUUUGAAACCCUGGAAUAUUUCCCAAGUGAAAUAGGUGGCCUUAGACAUGCAUCUGCCAGCAUUGGGGGUUCAGAAGCCUAUAAGCACAUGAAAUUUGAAGGAGGUGUGCACAGAGUACAGAGAGUGCCCAAGACAGAGAAGCAAGGCCGCAUCCACACCAGCACCAUGACUGUGGCGAUCUUACCCCAACCCACUGAGAUUAAUCUGGUGAUUAAUCCUAAAGAUUUGAGGAUUGAUACUAAGCGAGCCAGUGGAGCUGGGGGGCAGCACGUAAAUACCACAGACAGUGCUGUCCGGAUAGUUCAUCUCCCAACAGGUGUUGUUUCCGAAUGCCAACAAGAGAGAUCUCAACUGAAAAAUAGAGAGAUGGCUAUGAAAAAGUUACGUGCAAAACUAUACAGCCUGCGGGUAGAAGAAGAAACAAGUAAACGAUACAAUGCUAGAAAGAUUCAGAUUGGCACUAAAGGAAGGUCAGAGAAAAUAAGAACAUACAAUUUUCCACAGAACCGGGUCACAGAUCACAGAAUAAACAAGUCACUUCAUGAUCUUGAAACUUUUAUGCAAGGAGAGUAUCUGCUGGAUGAACUUGUACAGUCAUUGAAGGAUUAUGCUAAUUAUGAAUCUUUGGUAGAAAUUAUUUCCAGCAAAGUUUAAGUUGAUUUGUUAUUAAAGACUUGUAUAGCUUAUGAAAAUUCUAUUAUGGCAAGUCACAUUGUGUACAUACCAGUAUUCUCUUGAAACACAUGAGUUAACACAGUUGGGAGUAACAUGUUUUUAAUACAUAGGUAAUUUAUA